UACUAACAAAUCGGAUAAUGUCGAGUGAUAUUCCUAACGGCAAACGCACAAGACUGGCAGCUACCGGUGCGCACAGCAAUACUGCAAUAUUACCACAAGUGGCCCGACUCCGCAAACAGGAGGCAACCGGAUUAGUACCAUCGUCACCAUCGCUCAGUGUAACGCGUUUAGCAUAUAAUGUCAAACAAUUUAACGACAGUUUUGUACCGAUUCCUACAUCGCGUGAGGAAAAGCUCCAGAAGUUUAAGCCCGACGUCUCUCGCAAUGCAUGGAUCAGACGUCUGAGAGGACUGUUUCCCAUAACUCUAUGGCUUCCGGAGUAUAAUUGGCGAGAAAACCUAUUAACUGAUAUCAUUGUCGGCAUCACUAUUGCUAUAUUUCAAGUCCCACAAAGUAUGGGUUACUGUUUGAUAGCACACGUACCGCCAGUCUAUGGCCUGUAUUCGGCAUUUUUUCCGGCAUUAUUCUACACUAUUUUCGGUACGGGAUAUCACAGUGCUUUCGGUCCGUUUGCUAUCGUCUCCGGUGUAUUGACUGGCGAUAUAGUACUACAAGUAAUGCACGAAUUGGGCGUUGAAAAUAUCAAUGCUGUCAAUGUAGUAAAAGGAGAGUUAGAAGAUCUAACACCUGGAGUUGAUCCCAAAUGGGCCGAUUUGGUGACUAUAGAUAUAGCAAUUAUGGUUGGCUUUAUUAUCGGCAUUUUCAUACUGGCCUUCGGUAUAUUUCAAAUGGGUUUUGUCAGUAACUUUAUGUCUGAAGAAUUGAUUAGUGGUUUUACCACUUCUGCAUCGGUUAUAGUCUUUAUGUCACAAUUGCCUUAUCUGUUGGGUGUUAACUACAAUCACUUUAGCGGACCGUUUAAUUUGAUUUAUACACUCAAAGAAGUGUUUACCCGUUUGAAUGAAGUGAAUCUGACGACAUUAAUCAUAACAAUCAUAACUUUGAUUAUACUAUUGUUUUUCAAACUAGUGGUCAACCGAUAUACAGCUAAAACUCGUAUAAAAACACCGUUUCCUAUAGAACUAUGUGUAGUCAUCGGUGGUACCAUUAUCUCGCACUUUAUGGAUCUUAGUGGCAAAUAUAAUGUAAAAAUUGUCGGCGAUAUUGGCAAUAAAUUUCCAUCUCCACUACUUCCCCGGUGGGAAUUGUUUCCCAUAAUGUGGUCCAAAUGUAUUGCCACUGCAAUAGUUGGCUACACUAUUACACUAUCGGUUGGCAAAAUGUAUGCCAAAAAACACGGCUAUAAAAUUGAUGCCAAUCAGGAAAUGAUAGCAAUGGGCGCCACAAACAUGAUUUCCUGUUGCUUUCAAUGUAUACCAUCGGCCGCAUCAUUACCCCGAAGUGCACUCCAGGACACUGCCGGCGGUAAGACACAAGUGGUCAGUAUUGUCAACUGUUGCUGUAUUGUUGUCGUCAUACUAGCACUGGGACGCUAUUUAACGGAAUUGCCUACAUGUGUAUUGGGCUCAUGUAUUGCUAUAGCACUUGUAUCGUUAAUUACAAAAAUUGGUGAAUUUUGGCGCUUUUGGAAAGUAUCGAAACUGGAUGGGAUGAUAUGGUUGAUCACAUUUGCUUGUGUACUCAUAUUAUGUGUCGAUUACGGUAUAUACAUAGGACUGGUAUGUUCACUAUUGCUUCUCAUAUAUAAAUCUGAACGACCAAAGAUCUACCUGUUGGGUACAAUGCCACAUAUGGACAUCUAUGUACCGAUCAAUAAGUUCAAUAAUGUUGAAGAACCCAUUGGUUUCAAAAUAUUUCAAAUGUGCGGUCCAUUGAACUUCUCAAACGUCGAGUUUUUUAGCUCUGAAUUGGAAAACAAAUGUCAAUUGAAUUUAACUGCAAUUCAAAAAUACAUGAAAACCAAUGAAUAUAAAGAAAAUUUAGUCAAAAUACAGACCAAACAUUUUGAUUCACUUUCUAAAGUACAGCUAAUAAGACAGGCACUGGAUAUGCCUAAUCUGCCCAAGUAUUUGAUUAUUGAUUGUUCAAUGUUUGCAUUCAUCGACUUAACCGGUAUUAAUACAUUGAGAAAACUAAUGAUAUCGUUUGAGGAGAUCGGUAUACAGGCAGCCCUGUCCGGUGUGCACGUGCACCUCGAAAGUAUGUUCGCCAAAGAGGGCUUCUUCGAGCACGUGUCCACUGAUCACUUGUAUAAGUCAGUACACGACGCCGUUGUUUGUCUACAAGAAGUUGAUAUCGAUGUCAACGAUGAUGUCUAUAAUGACGUCCCAUUCAAGAACAGUCCGAUACAAUUGACACCUGUUUUCACAGAAAUAGAUCCAAAAAGAAACACAUUUAUAGAAGAUAUAAAUAAUAACAAUAAUAAUAAUAGCAUCGAUUUAAACAACAAACCUAAUAGUUAUGAUAAAUCACCAAAAAUAAGAUCCAACUCAAAGAAUGGUAAUAAAGUUUUCCGUUUUACUGAAAACCGAUUGUCCAAAGAGUCCUAUCAAUCGCAGUCUUCAUCGGCUAUUAAUAUGGAGGGCACUCCCCAUAUGUUACGUCGCAAAUCUUCGGCACCUAAUAUCGACUUUUUAUUUGACUUACCGUCCACUUCGACUUCUCCAUUGCCCUCUUCUUCCAGUGACGACGAUUCACCAAAAUAUUCACCGCCUUCUCCAAGACUGAUGGGAACUAUAAGUCCGGUAUCCACUCCCAUAUCAUUGGUACGAAACAAAAGCUUUGUCCACUCAACAAAAUUACCGCAAACACCGCAAUCAGACAAUCGUUCAUCCACUCCAAACAGGGCACCGAUACCUCCAAAUAGGGUUUCAUCGAUACCACUUGUUAGGCCACCCACACCGACCCCUCCUUCAAGUUUAUCAUCUGUUACUUCAAUGAAAGCUCUUAUCUCUCUUAAUUCGACUGCUGUAUCACCAAUGCCGUCACCGCCACCUUCACCAUCAGUUUCGGCUCCACCGCCUCCGCCUCCACCUCCACCACCACCGCCUCCUCCACCGAUGAAUUCGAAUGCUUCAGCGUUUCUUCCAUUAUCUUCUUCGCAAUUAAAGAACAACAAUCGUCUAUUAAAAUCGGCUAAAAAUGUUAGGUCACCCCUCCCGGAGCCUCUAGAAGACUAUACAGAUGAAAGUACACCACCAACUCCAGCACUGGCAGCUAACAGUGAAACUAAUAUAAAUCAUAAGGGAAUGUCAUCAUUAAAGGAAAGACAAGAUAUGGUUCAUCGGAUGUUACAAAACAAAAGGAUAUCCAAUGCAUAA
Oppia nitens is the source of this 3221-nucleotide messenger RNA. Its product is annotated as solute carrier family 26 member 6-like. Gene Ontology annotation, biological process: transmembrane transport. The transcript is spliced from 7 exons. Gene Ontology annotation, cellular component: membrane. Gene Ontology annotation, molecular function: sulfate transmembrane transporter activity; chloride transmembrane transporter activity; oxalate transmembrane transporter activity. Lineage: Eukaryota; Metazoa; Arthropoda; Arachnida; Sarcoptiformes; Oppiidae. The record is from RefSeq and is a predicted model, not a curated record. Bases 18 to 3221 code for a protein of 1067 amino acids.